CACACAUGAAAGCACCUACCAGACCCCAUUUCCUUGUCAUAUUCUUUUGCUUCAUAUCACAAUCCUGUGCUUUAAAUAACUCAUUUCUCAUCAAAUUUAUUACAAACACGAAUACUCUCCUAACACAACAACAACUCAUAGAACCCACCCUCUCUUCACAAACAAUAUGGGAAAGAAAAAUUUGAAACUACCUUCUCUUUUCAAAACCAAAGAAAUUUCACAAAGAAAACAACAUCCAUGGCAAUUCUUACCCUCUUGUGGCCAUCCAAAAACUCUUUCUUUUCGAGUUGGUGCUGCUUCUACUUCUGCUGCUGAUGAUCACAUAUUCAAAACGGUUAAUUCUGUGUUUUUUGACCAAACAGACAACAUUAAUAUAGAAACACCAAAAUCAUGGUUCACAACAUCAUCUGAAUCUGCAAGUUUCUCAACAGAAUCAGAAGAUUACUAUUGCUACAACGACGGCGAAUCAUUGGAGACAUUGGUACGAGGAGUUAAGUCGGAGAGAUUGUUUUUCGAAGCAGAAGACACGAGUUCGAUCUUAGAAAAGGCGAAGGCUAAUGGUUUUCCAUUCAAAGAAAGUGUUGUGUUAGCUAUGGAGUCAGAGGAUCCAUAUGAAGAUUUUAAGAGAUCAAUGGAAGAGAUUGUUGAGUCUCAUGGUGUGAAAGAUUGGGAUGGUUUGGAAGAGCUUUUGAGUUGGUAUUUGAAAGUUAAUGGUAAAAAUAAUCAUGGGUUUAUUGUUGGUGCUUUUGUUGAUUUGUUGAUUAGUUUAGCAGCUUCUAAUAAUUCUAAUAACUCUUGUUCUAAUUUAACUUUAUAUUCUUCUGCUGUUUCUUCUUUUGCCUCUUCUUCACCUUUGUAUCUAUGUGAGGGACAGAGUGAGAUUACUGAGAUUGAAGAUAAUAAUAAUAAUAAUAAUGUAACAGCUUCUUAGUAUUAAUUAGAUGUAGCUAGUUUUAACCUUUUUUGUUGUUGUACAUUUUGUAGAUUGAAAGAAAAUUUAAUGAAAAUUAAGUUAUA
Molecule: messenger RNA, 1017 nt
Organism: Medicago truncatula (barrel medic)
Lineage: Eukaryota; Viridiplantae; Streptophyta; Magnoliopsida; Fabales; Fabaceae
Product: transcription repressor OFP13
Exons: 1
Coding region: 167-931 (254 amino acids)
Biological process (GO): negative regulation of DNA-templated transcription
Source: RefSeq, a predicted model, not a curated record